Messenger RNA from Phaeodactylum tricornutum CCAP 1055/1, 1791 nucleotides. RefSeq lists its product with no specific name. NCBI's taxonomy places the organism in Eukaryota, Bacillariophyta, Bacillariophyceae, Surirellales, Neidiaceae. The record is from RefSeq and is a predicted model, not a curated record. Gene Ontology annotation, cellular component: nucleus; cytosol; ubiquitin ligase complex. The coding region runs from base 1 to 1791 and encodes 596 amino acids. The transcript has a single exon. Gene Ontology annotation, biological process: protein monoubiquitination; protein autoubiquitination; protein polyubiquitination. Gene Ontology annotation, molecular function: cyclin binding; ubiquitin protein ligase activity; ubiquitin conjugating enzyme binding.
AUGGCGACAACUCAGAGUCGAGGCAAUUGCCAGGGGUGCCGCAAAUCAACAGGUAAACUCUUGCGCUGCCAAGCUUGCAAACAGGCCUGGUAUUGCUCCAUUGAAUGUCAAAAAGAAGACUGGAAAACGAAUCACAGAAAACAGUGCCGAGACGUUGCGGCCUCGAAUAAGGCUCAGGCGACUUGGAAUGAAUUGCGGACUCUCAUGGCGUCCGCGUCGCUUGAUCAGGCACAAGAAGGCUUUCACAAAGCAUCCGAUGCGGUAAAACAACUAAGAUCUGAUGAUGCAUACGGGCCAACUGUGAAGGACACCUCGAGUGUCCAAGCAGGAUCCGACCACGAACUACAGGCACUGGAAACGUUGCGGGGGAAGACGAACACUUCUGCUACCCUGUAUAGUCGCCCAGAGACUCGUGAAAAUGGACUUCCUGUAAUAGUGACAAAACAGUGCUCGAAAUGUUUUUUUCACGUGGAAGAUAUGGCUCACGUAUCGUGUUAUCAAGUCUUGAUACGACCGAACGAGACCGAUGGGGCCAUAGAGGCAGAAAAUUUGCAAGUCUCAUUCAAUGCGUUAAAGGAAUCAACCAUUGUCAAGUUUUGGUGCACUGGGUGCAGCUUGACUUUGCAUCUUUCUGGUUGCCUCGAAGACUCACCGCGAGUGUAUGCAAUGGAUGAAGGGGCAGUAUCAGUCCGGCUUCCAUACGUACCCAACACAGUUGCUUACGACGACGAAUUCUCUAGUCCAGCAAUGAGUUUGCCCUCGGAUUUUUCCUUAGGCUGUCGUUUUUGCAAUCAAACGCUAGUGCGACGAGACACUAUAAACCGAAUUUUACCGCUACCGUCCGGGAGAUGGGACGAAAUGGCCGACUACUUGACAUGCUAUCCAGGACAGGCUGCGAUCGAUUUUUCGGCAUCGACCGACGGACAAACUGGGCUACUAUUGUACGACCAGACCGCUUUGGUUUUCCAUCGUUCAGAUUUAUUGGACGAAAGCGUGGACGUGUUGGCUGUUCCUGGCUACGGAGAAGUAGACUCUUCCGAUGAUCAAGGAGUGGAAGAUCAGCGCUGGGAUCAGGAUGCAUCUGCUGUCGUUCGUGGUGAUCGCCCAUGGCGACCUCUGGUGGGCGGGGCGUCUUUGACUUGUAGUUGCUGCUGUAGCGUCGUGGGCGUCGUUCCUGUAGAAAAGCCAGAAACAGUGCGUCUUUGGAAGCAUCGAUUGCAAACGACGACCAUAGGUGAACCAGUUCCGUCGGAGAUAGCCUCUUGCGCUACGUUUUGUGUACACGAGAUGAUCCGGUACGCCGAAACAAGGGCUAUUUUUACCUUUGUCAUUGAUCAGGUAGGUAGCAAUAUAUGUUUAUACUGUCGACUGGUCUCCUGGGACACGAGAACGGCAACAAUCGACGAGACGACGACGGUAGAACGACCGAUGAAAUUGUACCCUACAGCCAAAGUAUUGUAUGAAGAAGGCACCAUAGAGCGACAUAGUAAGGCAGAUUUCUCUAAAAAUCCCGUCUGGAUGUGGAGUACGGAUUGGUGCUGUCCAUCCGACGCGAACGCAUCAGCUAUGUCGCCGACAUCGGUACACACAAAGGCGAAAUCUACGGCUGGGUCAGCGUCACUAGUUCAUAUUCAAGUGGAACAGCUGGAAUGGAAGUCCAUUGAGCAAAGUUUCCGGGAAUCGUCAUGUGUUUACAGCCCAAUUGUUGUGCAAACAACGAUACUCGCCAAGACAGGACGUCACUGGGACGCAGAAGGGAACCGAGUCUCCCUGGCCGCUAUCACCCUAUAA